Dryobates pubescens (Downy woodpecker) is the source of this 4755-nucleotide messenger RNA. It is a transcript of the gene FMN1, whose product is annotated as formin 1. The transcript is spliced from 17 exons. Gene Ontology annotation, cellular component: actin filament; endoplasmic reticulum membrane; nucleus. NCBI's taxonomy places the organism in Eukaryota, Metazoa, Chordata, Aves, Piciformes, Picidae. Gene Ontology annotation, biological process: actin nucleation. The coding region runs from base 618 to 4250 and encodes 1210 amino acids. The record is from RefSeq and is a predicted model, not a curated record. Gene Ontology annotation, molecular function: microtubule binding.
GUUGUAUUUUUGGUGAUUAUGGAUUUACCCGGGAAGAUCUUUAUCCAAGCGGGAAGCUUGCGCAGAAGGCUCGGUGGGGAAUCGUCUGCUGUGAAGCGCUGGCGGCAGCUGGGGCAGCGGGACAAGGAAGUCGCCAAGCAGCACUGUGCCCCGUGGUGUGCGGGAGGCUGGUUGGAGUAAGCGCUCCGCACUUGGGAGCACGUAGGAAGUGCUGUGCAGCCAGUAGGAUCGCAGGAGCCCCAGCAGCCACCAUUGGUCGAGUUUCCAACCGAGAUUAGUGCCGCUGGCACCGGCGCCCGGGACAAAAAGCCCUUUGUGUAAAAGGGAGCGAGGCACCGGCGCUGCUGAGAACUUUGUUUACGGUGAGGUCCUUUGGCUGCUCCCCGAGCAGAGUUUGGAGACCUGAGGGACAGCUGGCUGCCGGCUAGCAGCGCUGGGGCAGCAGGAGGGGCAGGGUGGCCCGGGGGAGGCAGGCUGGCUGCCGUCGCAGGGCCGGGCAGCGCUGCCUGUCGCGGUGCCCGGAGUGAGCUCAGGCGGUGGCUGAAUGCCUGUAGUAAAUAUUUGUUCUGCAGUUAGUGGCGCUGCUAGCAGGGAACUUCUUCCGUGCUUCACGCAACAUGGAAGGAGGAAAUGGGAUGCCCGGGUGUAGUGAGCUUUCAGAGCUGGAGAAUGCAGCAGCAGACGAACCUGAGCUUUCCACUACUUUCUCCGUGAAAACGCUUCUGGGAUUUACAAGUAAACUCGAACCCGCGGCUUCCAGAGAAGAAACGACAGUGCUUAAAGCAUUCCAACCUUUGCACCCCAGUGUAAACACCCCUGCCAACACCUGGCACGUGAGGAACGGUGAUGGCUGCAGCGAGGGCUCGGGAAAUCAGCACGCCGUGAAUAGUGCCAGUGGCCAAGCUGACCCAACGGCUGGCCGGCAAAGCGGCCCGGAACUGGACUUGGCUGAGCAGAAUGAAUUGCUGCUUCACCAUCUGCGGUUGGUACAGGCUUCUCUGUCUGAAUCUGACAACGACGACAAGGAUGCUAUUCUUGUGCAGGGGACUUUGGUUCACACAACAAGUGACACAGAGUCGGAUGCAGAGAGCAAGGACCUAGACACCGAUGCAAAUGAUGCGAGCGAGUCGGGGCUCAGUAGUGCUGCUGUGUCUGCUGAGGCUUUGGGUGAUAACAAUCGACACAAGGAAGAGUCAGAAUCGGAAGGGCACAGCAACAGCGAUGAUGCUGUGGGUACAGAUGACACCGAGUUACACCCAGCACUUUCUAAGCAGCUCCCCAGAGAGCUGGAUGGUGUUCUGGAGCAUGACUCUUGUGGAGAAGACAGGCUAUUAAUGGAUGAGCAGUUCAGUCACUUGCUUGCUACAGGGGAAUGCCCUCAAGAACUUCUACCUGAAGAACAAAGACCUUCAGCUGAUCAUACGUUGCUCCCCAAAACGGCACUGGCUGAAAAGACUUUCCAGCUGCCUGCUUUCUUCAGUGGACUGCGGGUGAGGAAGAAGGGACUGGCCACGGAGAGUGAGGAAACGGUUACAGAAAUCAAACCACGGGAGAACGAUUUAGCUCUGCUUAAGUUACGCCAGCCGGUGAAGAAAUCCAGCAUCACGUCAGGCCUGACCACUAAGAGAAAAGCAGCUGAGCCUAAAGCAAGUCCUACCUUCCUGGAGCAGCUCUCACACUUGUUAAACAUAGACGUCUCCAAGAAUGAAGACAGAGCUGAGGACUCUGCCGAGGGAUCUGCUGGGGAGGCCGAGGACAGCGAUGAAGCUCAGGGGAGCAAAGCCUCCGGCAAAACAGACCCAGGGUUUCCCUCUGAGGAAGUGAAGUCGAGCCCUGCCGAGUCUGCCUUGGAGGUCUUCAAGGCUUUAUUCACGCGGCCUCCUAAGAAGGAGUCAACUGCCGACACUUCGGAGCUGGAAGCCAUAAAGCGCAAAAUGAGAAGCGAGAAGGAGUACUUGAAAGCUGUCUUUGAAAGGUCAAAAUCAAAACCUGGGGAUGGACCAGCAGACAAAUCUCCUGACCUGAGUCCCUCAGAGCAAGAUGACAAGACUCCAGGGAGACUCCAGACUGUCUGGCCGCCGCCAAAAGCAGAGCACGAAGAAGUAAAAGUGGGAUUAAAGUACACAGAAGCAGAGUACCAAGCUGCCAUUUUGCACUUAAAGAGGGAACACAAAGAAGAAAUUGAAACAUUAAAGUCUCAGUUCGAGCUCAAGGUCUUCCAUAUCCGUGGGGAACAUGCUGUAUCCACUGCUCAGCUGGAGGAAGCCAUUGCACAGCUGAGGGAUGAGCUGGACAAUAAACUGAAGAGAAGGAAUGAGAAAGCAAAGGAUGUUUCUGUUUCCACUGAGGAUGAGAACCCCCCGAAGACCUUCCGCAACGUCUGCAUACAGACUGACAGAGAAACCUUCCUCAAGCCCAGCGAAGAGGACAACAGAACUGUCAAAAACAACCAAAUAGUACCCAAAAAGCUCAAUAUUUCUUCUUUGUCACACAAUAUUUCUGCCCAAAGUGAAAACAAGGACAGUUGCAAUGCACAGUCUCCAGAAAGUGUCUUAACCUGUCAACCCAAACAAAUGCUGCCUCCUCCUCCACCCCCACCCCCACCUCCACCUCCUCCUCCUCCUCCCCUUCCUGACCCUGCACUCCCAGGUCAGGUUCCUCCACCACCACCUUUGCCAGCUGGUCCAACCUCGCUGCCAUCUCAGUUUGGCUCUGCUCCCCCCCUGCCCCCUCCGCUGCCUGAGGGCUGUAGGCAUUCUCAGGCGCCGCCGCCGCCACCGCCGCUCCCAGGGCUGGGCCCUCCUCUUCCUCCUCCACUGCCUGGGUCUGGCUUACCUCCCCCCCCUCCCCCCCUCGGGCCUGGGUUCUUGUUCAGUAGCACUUUAUCUUCACACCAAGGUCCUCGCAAGCCUGCCAUUGAGCCCAGCCGCCCCAUGAAGCCUUUGUAUUGGACUCGGAUACAGCUGCAGGACAGCAGGAAGACUGCCAUGCCAAUGCUGUGGGAAUCACUAGAAGAGCCUGACAUACUUGAUACCACUGAGUUUGAAUAUUUAUUCUCUAAAGACACCACUCAGGAAAAAAGAAAGCCAUUGUCAGAGACUUAUGAAAAGAAAACCAAAGCCAAAAAGAUUAUCAAGCUGUUGGAUGGAAAACGGUCUCAAACUGUAGGGAUUUUAAUAUCCAGUUUGCACCUGGAGAUGAAGGACAUUCAACAAGCUAUCCUCUGUGUUGAUGACUCCAUAGUAGAUCUGGAAACACUGGAAGCACUGUAUGAAAAUAGAGCACAAAAGGAUGAACUGGAGAAAAUCAAGCAGUAUUAUCAGACUUCAAAAGAGGAGGAACUGAAGCUACUGGAUAAGCCAGAACAAUUUUUGUAUGAGUUAUCUCAGAUCCCAAACUUCACAGAACGAGCUCAGUGCAUCAUCUUCCAGUCGGUGUUCUCUGAAGGGAUCACAUCGGUGCGCCGCAAAGUCGAUAUCAUAACGCGCGUCUCCAAGGCUCUGCUGAACAUGGCAAGUGUAAAGGAAAUUUUAGGACUGAUUCUGGCUUUUGGAAACUACAUGAAUGGUGGAAACAGGACCCGGGGUCAAGCUGAUGGGUUUGGUUUGGAGAUCCUCCCCAAACUGAAGGAUGUCAAAAGCAGAGAUAACGGUAUUAACCUGGUGGAUUACGUCGUCAUCUAUUACCUCCGCCACUGUGAUAAGGAAGCGGGAACAGACAAGAGUAUUUUCCCCUUACCAGAACCACAGGAUUUUUUCCAGGCCUCCCAAGUGAAGUUUGAAGACCUAAUAAAAGACUUAAGGAAACUGAAGAGAGAUCUAGAAGCCUCUGAAAAGCAGAUGAAGUUAGUUUGCAGAGAGUCUUCUGAGGAGCAUCUCCAGCCUUUCAAGGAGAAAUUAGAAGAUUUCUUCCACAAAGCUAAAGAAGACCAUAAAAAAGAAGAGAGCAGUUUGGAAAAUGCACAAAAAUGCUUUGAAGAAACAGUGGGGUACUUCGGGAUCAAGCCAAAGCCUGGCGAGAAGGAGAUCACCCCCAACUACGUGUUCACGGUGUGGUACGAAUUCUGCAGCGACUUCAAGACCAUUUGGAAACGGGAGAGCAAAAGCAUUUCCAAGGAAAGAAUCAAAGUGGCUCAGCAAUCAGUGAGCAAGUUAACUGCAGAGAAGAAGGUUGAAACGAAGAAAAUCAACCCCACAGCUAGCCUGAAAGAAAGGCUACGUCAGAAGGAAGCCAGCGUGACUGCCAACUGAGAGAGGAGUGCUGCUGUGACUUCAGGCCUCUCGUCAUGCUUUCCUGCACCCCUGGCCCAGGGAGCAGCUUAUGUUAGAUCCUGGAUUCUGCUCUGCUGCUCUGUUCCAAGACAAUCCACUAAAGAGUUGUUCUCAGUUUCUUCAGCAGUGUUUGGAGCACUCCCUGGGAGGGAAUUCAAAGAAGAUUUUCCACGUGGGGAAGCGAAAAUUGAUUUUCUCCAGCUCUUCCUUGCAUUGCUUCACAAGCAUCUGGUUGUUGAUGGCUGCUUAAAGCACUCUUAAUGCAUUCAUGGGGAAGAGCUAGAAGGAACCUUUGGGGGCUGCUGAGUUAAGUAGUGACUAACAACCUGUAGGUUAUUUACAGGGCUUUGUGUAGGUGACAGCCACACAGCUCACUGGGGACUUUGGCAUCACCCUUCUUGUUGCUUCUGCAGCCACUGGGGUGCAAACUGACUGCUCCUAAAUAACCUCACAGUGUCUGAGGACUGGGUGCAUCUUUCUAAAG